Messenger RNA from Sander lucioperca (pikeperch), 3074 nucleotides. It is a transcript of the gene rarga, whose product is annotated as retinoic acid receptor gamma a. Bases 500 to 2023 code for a protein of 507 amino acids. Gene Ontology annotation, biological process: regulation of transcription by RNA polymerase II; retinoic acid receptor signaling pathway; cellular response to corticotropin-releasing hormone stimulus. The transcript is spliced from 11 exons. Gene Ontology annotation, cellular component: transcription regulator complex; nucleus. The record is from RefSeq and is a predicted model, not a curated record. Gene Ontology annotation, molecular function: RNA polymerase II cis-regulatory region sequence-specific DNA binding; zinc ion binding; nuclear receptor activity. Lineage: Eukaryota; Metazoa; Chordata; Actinopteri; Perciformes; Percidae.
GCUGCAGUCCUUCUUUCCGUCACUAGGGGGAGUCACAGUGCCAGAAAUCUCCACGCACGGUAGCUCCCAUCGACGCCCCUGAGCUGCAGUCCGGGACACAGUGACGGAUUGGCAACAAGCGAAGAAAACUCCGGUGUGCGUGUGCUUGUCAUCCACUAUUUAUGGUUCAAACUUCGGGGGGAAUGUGCUCACGUUUGAAGCCGAAGCAUAGGCUACGCUAUUCUAGGCGAAGAAGCUAGCUCCGCUCAUCAGACCGUUCCGGCAACUGCUUCAUCUGUCCGUCUGCCUCAUCAACACAAGAGCGGAAAACUGAAUUGGAUGACCCUUCUAAAGUGGAGUCACUAAAACCAGAGGCCUCAUCAUCACUCAUCCGUUCCCCACAUCCUGAGAGUCUUCGAAAGGACACUAAUUUAAACUUUACCGGGGAUUUCCAGGUGUUGUGACGGCUGUUUCUUUCACCCGGCGGCCUGCUGCGGACCCCUGGGUGUGCUCUGUUGCCAUGGCUACCAACAGGGAACAGCAGGUGGGUCACAUGACCGGCUUCCCACCUGCUGUCUACCCGUUCGCCUUCAACUCCAUGAGAAGCCACUCCCCUUUCGACCUGCUGGCCAACAGCAGCCUGUUUGGAAGAUUUGGUGCUGACCUGCCCAAAGAGAUGGCUGCUCUCUCGGUGGAGACCCAGAGCACCAGCUCAGAGGAGAUGGUACCCAGUUCUCCGUCUCCACCUCCUCCACCUCGUGUCUACAAGCCCUGCUUUGUGUGCCAGGACAAGUCCUCAGGGUACCACUACGGGGUCAGCUCCUGUGAGGGCUGCAAGGGUUUCUUCCGCAGAAGUAUCCAGAAGAACAUGGUGUACACCUGCCACCGAGACAAGAACUGUCAGAUUAACAAGGUCACACGCAAUCGCUGCCAGUACUGCAGGCUGCAAAAGUGCUUUGAGGUCGGCAUGUCGAAGGAAGCGGUGCGCAAUGACAGAAACAAGAAGAAGAAGGAUGUGAAGGAGGAGUUGGUGCUACCAGAGAGCUAUGAGCUAAGUGGAGAGCUAGAGGAGUUGGUCAAUAAAGUCAGCAAAGCUCACCAAGAAACCUUCCCGUCACUUGGCCAAUUGGGCAAAUACACCACCAACUCCAGCUCAGACCACCGUGUCCAGCUGGAUCUGGGUUUAUGGGACAAGUUCAGUGAGCUCUCCACCAAAUGCAUCAUCAAGAUUGUGGAAUUCGCCAAGCGGCUGCCGGGUUUCACCACGCUCACCAUCGCUGACCAGAUCACUCUACUUAAGUCGGCCUGCCUGGACAUACUGAUGCUGAGGAUCUGCACACGCUACACUCCAGAACAGGACACUAUGACUUUCUCAGAUGGCCUGACUCUGAACCGGACUCAGAUGCACAACGCCGGCUUUGGACCACUCACAGACCUGGUGUUUGCCUUUGCUGGCCAGCUUCUACCCCUGGAGAUGGACGACACAGAAACCGGCCUCCUCAGCGCCAUCUGCCUCAUCUGUGGAGACCGUAUGGAUCUAGAGGAGCCCCAGAAAGUGGAUAAGCUACAAGAGCCUCUUCUUGAAGCUCUAAAAAUAUAUGCACGCCGCCGUCGCCCCAACAAACCUCACAUGUUCCCCCGCAUGCUGAUGAAGAUCACUGACCUCAGGGGUAUCAGUACUAAAGGUGCGGAGAGAGCCAUUACUCUGAAGAUGGAGAUCCCAGGGCCAAUGCCCCCUUUGAUCAGGGAGAUGCUUGAGAACCCAGAGGCCUUUGAAGACCAAACAGAGGGCAGCGAGAGCCCGCCGCCUCCGCCACCGCCACCUCCACCACCACCAGCCCAGGUCAAGCAGGAGGCUGAGGAUGAGGACGACAGCUGGGCCACAGAGAACGGCAGCGAACCAUCACCGGAGGAGGACGAAGACGAUGAUGAGGAUGUGGGGGAUGAAGAUCGGGACAGGGGCUCAGACAGUGAUGGGGAGCCUUGGGGGGUUCUGGAUGCCAUAGAUGGGUCGAGGAAAGGCCUUGUUGGGAGGGCGCAGUGAACAGAGCAUUUCAUACACACACACACACACACACACACACACACACAUACACACAUACAUACAUACAUACAUAGAGACUUACAACACAACCUCACUCACUCACUCACCCACCUCAACAAAAUGCUGGCCUUCCCUCCCCCCUUUCACUCUCCUUACUGCACAUCACUGUGUCCUCCACAGCGGAGCACAGCAGAGCCUUAUGAGACACUUCUAACUCAGGCCACAUGGUCCAUGACAAGUGAACUACAGAACAAUAAAGUAAAGGAGAGAUGACAUUAAACCAUAUGAACUCCUGGCAUAGCCAAGAGGGAAGUUAACCUGACAAAAAGAACAGAAACUCUUUGAGAAAGAUAAACGUCAUUUUUUUCCCCACUAUUGUUGUUUAUAUCUAAAAAGGGGAAAGGCCAAACCAGACACCAGAACUGAGCAGUUGACUCGAUGGAUUACAACAAGCACAUUUCUCAAAAGACAACAAGAGUACAGGGCAAAACCAAAUUGAGUAUGCUAAUCUUUUGUUUUUGUGGUUAUUGCUUUUGAAUAUUGUUUUCCGUUUUACUUUACUUUCUUUUUUUCCUUCAAUUUAUGAAUAAGUCCAUACAUAUCUAUAUACCAUUAUAUUUUUGUCUUUAUUUGUUAUUCUGGUUUUAUAUAUGAAUCCUUUUAGAUGAGUAUUUUCUUUGAGAAGAGCUUUCCUGAGAAGAUAUUCUGAGGAAAAGAAGGGUAAUCAGAACUGGCUGGGUCUUCCUUAUCAGCUACAUAUGCUUAGCUGGGGCUUUUUUGGGCACUUUGGCUCACUGAGGAUGUCAAUGAUAAUCAACCCAGAACACUAUUGUUAUGUUGCAGUGACUUAAUCAGUUUCUGUUAUCAGGGAAUUGGCAUUAUUCUAUUUUGCUCUCGUUGUAGCCAACUAAAGCUGUCAAUGUGGAAAGUAAGUAUCUUUGUGCCAAAGUUAGGAAAGUCAUCUUUGGAGCAUGAGUUUGACUACUGGCAGGGACUUCAGCCACAAUCCAGCACUCACUCACACAUGCACUAACACACCCUCGGUCUCACA